AUGAAAAUAGAUAGAUUGGAAGCCACUCAUUCGAUAGAAAUUGACGGAGGUGAUGACAUUGCGUGCUCGGCGAUUUGCGCUUUCGAGUCGAUCGUCUCUGUAGAAACUUGUUUGAAUAAACCUAUUUGAAAGAUUUGAUCCCUCAGUUUAUUAUAUUCAAAAGUUUCAGUUUAACUGAACUUUUACAGUUAUUCCAAUUAUUUUUAUGUGCAACAGAUACUGGUUCAUUCCUUCUCGUGUAAUAAUAAUUACAAACCUAUCCCUACUGUUAGUUCGUGAAGAAUUUUCUGUUUCGGUUGGAUCGAAGAAGCUUUGAUCUAAUGUAGUAUUUUUCACGGGAAUAAUAUUUUACCUAAUAUUGCUAUACUUUUUUAGACUAUUCCCUUAUGUAUUCCCAUCUAAUGUUUAAUCUUUCUAUCUCUUUAUCUAUGUUUUUAGGAUUAUUUAUCUUUUCAAUUUACAAUAAUUAUUUAAAGUUCUUCUCUCACUUAGUUCCAUAUAAUUCUCCUAAACCAUUAAUAAAUUUUAUAGUAAUUAUUGAGUAUUUAAUUCGUCCGACAACUCUUGCAAUUCGACUUUCGUCAAACCUCAUUUCAGGACAUUUAAUUCUAAUUCUUCUAAGUAAUUUUAUAAUAAAUUUCUUGUCUCUUAUACCUGUAACUAUCAUAAUUCAGAAUACGCUUUUGAUUCUUGAAAUUUCAAUGUCAAUUAUUCAAGCUUAUGUAUAUACCGUACUUAUAACACUAUAUUUUAAAGAAUCAAAUUAAUAUAAUGAAAAGGAAUUUUCCAUAUUUUAUAGCAAAAAAUAGUCCAUGGCCUAUUAUUAUGUCAUUUAAUUUAAUAAAUCUUCUAAUUAGAAUCAUUAUUUGAAUCAAUACUAA
Molecule: messenger RNA, 881 nt
Organism: Heterotrigona itama
Lineage: Eukaryota; Metazoa; Arthropoda; Insecta; Hymenoptera; Apidae
Source: the annotation of a GenBank genome assembly